AUGCGCAGAGUGAGGCAGGGAGGUGGCGGGUGCGGGCGCUCCGCGGCUGCCGCGCGUGCUGGCGGCUCGGUCCCGGCCCGUGCCCGCGGCCCCCGCGCCCCCGCUGCGGCCGGAGAGGCCUGGCUGCUGGAUCGGUGCGCAGCGAUGGCGCGGCAGCCCCGGCAGCGCCCGGCGUGGGAACCACUGCUCCUGCGGCUGCUGUUGGCGGGGAUUGCAGCCUGUGCCGCCAGCCCGGCGGACGACGGCGCGGGCCCGGGGGGCCGGGGACCCCGGGGCCGCGCACGAGGAGACGCAGGCGCCGAUGAAACGGUGCCGCGCCACGACUCCUCCUAUGGCACCUUCGCUGGCGAGUUCUAUGACCUGCGCUACCUGUCGGAGGAGGGCUACCCUUUCCCUACUGCGCCUCCUGUGGACCCAUUUGCCAGAAUCAAAGUGGAAGACUGUGGAAGAACUAAGGGAUGCUUUAGGUAUGGCAAGCCUGGCUGCAACGCAGAGACAUGUGACUACUUUCUUAGCUACCGGAUGAUAGGGGCUGAUGUGGAGUUUGAGCUCAGUGCAGACACAGAUGGUUGGGUAGCAGUUGGAUUCUCUUCAGACAAAAAAAUGGGUGGUGAUGAUGUCAUGGCCUGCGUCCAUGAUGGCAACGGCAGGGUCCGCAUACAGCACUUCUAUAAUGUGGGCCAGUGGGCAAAGGAGAUUCAGAGAAAUCCUGCCAGAGAUGAAGAAGGUGUUUUUGAGAACAAUCGUGUCACCUGCAGGUUUAAGCGCCCUGUGAAUGUUCCCAGGGACGAAACGAUUGUGGAUCUGCACUUGAGUUGGUAUUACUUGUUUGCUUGGGGCCCAGCCAUUCAGGGCUCCAUCACCCGGCAUGAUAUAGACUCUCCUCCAGCUUCAGAGCGCGUUGUCAGUAUCUACAAGUAUGAAGAUAUUUUCAUGCCAUCAGCUGCCUAUCAGACCUUCUCCUCUCCAUUCUGUUUGCUUCUCAUUGUGGCCCUGACCUUCUAUUUACUGAUGGGAACUCCUUAACCUUAGCUGCAAGGCUGAAGGGAACGGAAAGCUUUCAGUAUGUACGUUUCAAGAAUAUCCAGUAUAAUUCCUGCUUCUGCUAUUUAAAAAAAACAAGUCAUGAUUUCAACUUCUUUAGGGGAAAAAAGAAUGAGCUUCUCUUCUAGUCAAAGGGGAUUGUUAAGCAGUGAUCUACUUUUGAGAAGUCCUUGCAACUUUUGUAAACACUUUCAAAUAUGUUUUCUAUUUGAGCUUCACAAUAGCCAUGUGUUGGCUUGAUAAAACUGUGAUUGUCAUCAUACCAAGUGAGAUCUGAAACCACACAAAGGCUGCCUUUUGAUGACCCACAUGCCAGCCAACCUUGGCUGGUGUGAUCAGAUAACACAUAGCAGGGCAGAGAAAGAACUAGGCACAGAAACCAUGUCUCAGAACAGUCUUUACUCUGAGCAGUACCACACGAGAGAGUUACUGUAGACAGCACCAUAGGAUGUGACAAGAGUGCCAUCAGCCUCUUAGGGCAAAUUUCUGCAGAGCAUAAAUGCUUUUUUAUAAUCACAUGGUUGGUGGGGACUAUGGGACUGAUUACAAUGAUAUCCAAGUGGUUUGUAUUUAUUUGAAAUUUCUUCUCAUUUAGUGAUUAGCUAUGAGAAAACAUUUUUCUAUUGCUGUUAGGAAAGGCUAAAAAUAGAGCUAUGAGUGUUCUUGAAGAUAUGAAAUUAUUCUAAUGAUAAAUAUAGGGGAAUUCUUAGUUAGAAUUUGAACUCUUCUACGACUAUAUUCUAUAAAUUAAGGUAUUCAUCUGUGGCUACAGUCAAUGGUGUUGUUAAAGUCAGCAUACAUUAAAUAUAAUGAAUACAUGUAACAGAAAAAUCAUCUAAAUAAAAAUAAGACAUUUUAAUAAGAUACCAACAUUUGAAGAUUGUAGACAUUUGGAACAAAAAUGAGAAAAUGACCCCCAAUGGAAAUUCACCUAGCAUAUCAAUUAAAAAUUGUAAAUUGGCACUCAGCAUAAUUCCUAA
Messenger RNA from Nannospalax galili (Upper Galilee mountains blind mole rat), 2024 nucleotides. It is a transcript of the gene Frrs1l, whose product is annotated as ferric chelate reductase 1 like. The record is from RefSeq and is a predicted model, not a curated record. Lineage: Eukaryota; Metazoa; Chordata; Mammalia; Rodentia; Spalacidae. Gene Ontology annotation, biological process: regulation of glutamate receptor signaling pathway.